Apiotrichum porosum is the source of this 1260-nucleotide messenger RNA. RefSeq lists its product as uncharacterized. The record is from RefSeq and is a predicted model, not a curated record. The coding region runs from base 1 to 1260 and encodes 419 amino acids. Gene Ontology annotation, molecular function: nucleic acid binding. NCBI's taxonomy places the organism in Eukaryota, Fungi, Basidiomycota, Tremellomycetes, Trichosporonales, Trichosporonaceae. The transcript has 3 exons.
AUGGGUCUGGCAGAGCGCAAGGUUAAGCAGCGUAUCGGGUACGACCCCCGCAACCUGUCAUGGUCCAACGACACGGACCGCUUCUCCUUCAAGCACAUGACAGCGCUUGGAUGGAAGGAGAACGAGGGCAUCGGCAAGAACAGGGACGGUAUGGCCUCUCACAUUGCUGUCGCACGCAAGGCCGACAACACUGGUAUCGGCAUGACCCGUGUUCUCAAGGAGGGCGGCGAGCUGAGCGCCGGUGCCGGUCAGGCCGGUGCUGGCCUCGAAGAGGUCCUCAAGCGUCUUGCUGCCAAGGCCAGCGCAUCCCCCUCCCCAUCCGUCGAGGGUUCGCCUGCCCCCUCUCCGGCUCCUUCUGCCAGUCCCGCUCCUUCGGCGCUGAGGAACAAGAUGGCUUCGCGUCAACGUCAUCUUGCCUCGAAGCGCAUGGCCUCCCAGUCGCCCGCCGCGCUCGCAGAGAUUCUCGGCGUCCCCGUCUCUUCCCUCCCCAGCUCCCCCGCGGCCUCCAAGCCCGCCUCCGCCUCGGCUACCCCCCGCGAGACUACCCCUGCCGCAUCCACCCCAGCGUCGGAGGAGUCGACUCCUGCUCCCGAGGACGACAAGGAGCGCAACUCGCAGGAAACCAUCUCCACUUCUACCAUGUCGGUCUCAGACUACUUCCGCAUGAAGCUGCGCGAGAAGAUGCUCGCCCGUCAGGCCGCUAGGAGUGGUGACGCCUCGCCCGCGCCCGAGCUCGCAGAGGGAUCUCUUGCUGCCUUCAAGGAGGAGACCAAGCACGUUAUCGGCGGUGUCGCGUUCGAGGGGAGCAGGAUGCAGUUUGAGGAGACCACCACCACCAUUACCAUCACCGACCUCGGUGGCGAUGACAGCGCCGAGCCCGCGACUCCCGCGCCUACACCGGCUGUCGAGGAGGAGAAGAAGAGCAAAAAGUCCAAGUCGUCGUCCAAGUCUGAGACUCCUGAGGCUGGACCCAGCACCCCCGCUGUCGACGAAAAGGCGGCCAAGAAGGCCCGCAAGGAGGCCAAGCGUGCGGCCAAGGAGGCCUCCGCCUCGGGUAUCGCCACCCCUGAGACCCCCGCUACUGCCAGCGGAGUGUCGACCCCGCUGUCCGACAAGGAGGAGAAGAAGAGGCGGAAGGAGGAGAAGAAGGCCAAAAAGGCCGAGAAGGAGGCACGCAAGGACAAGAAGCGCAAGCGCAGCGGCAGCGACAGCGAGGACGACAGUGAGACGGUGGAGAAGCGCAAGUCAAAGUCCAAGUAG